AACUGAAAUAUUGCAAGCCUUUUAUUCUUUUAAUAUUGCUGAUUAUGGCUUACAGCUUAAGAAAACUCAAAUAUCCUAUCUCUAAAUAUUAGAAUAUCAUGAAAAAGUAUACUAGUAGGGUAUUAAACAAAUCACUUGAAUUGUCUAAUUAACUCGAAACACCUGCAAGGGUUUCCUGAGCCUUGACAAACACUCAGCUGUUAUAAAUCUUUUUUUUUACUUGGUCUGAGGAAAUAUUACAAUUUUAUGAGAUAGGAUUUUAGAGUUUUCUUAAGCUGUAAGCCAUAAUCAGCAAUAUUAUAAGAAUAAAAGGCUUGCAAUAUUUCAGUUGAUUUGUAAUGAAUCCAGAAUGCAUGACAUUUUUGUUUUUUUAAUUGCAUUACAGAAAAUAAAGAGCUUUAUCACAAUAUUCUAAUUUUCUGAGACAGUCCUGUAUAACAAAUAAUAAAUAAGUAAAGGGACCUUGACCGGAAACGGAAACAGAGCGCUGUCGUUCUUCUUCGCUGGUCGCGGUCCCCGCCAGGAGGUCGCGCGUGACGCCAUGGAGCACAAGCUGAUCCUGGCGGUGUCCGGCUUCCCGAGCCUCUACGACACCAACGCCCCGACCUACCGGGACCUGAACAUGCGCGCGGACUCCUGGAGGCACGUCUCGGAGAUCAUCGCGGUUCCCGAGUCCGAGUGCCGGAGGAAGUGGAAGACGCUGAGGGACCAGCACCGCAGGGAGCGGCAGCGGGAGAAGGACCGCAGGGAGAGCGGCGUCGGGCUCUUCAACUACCGGCCCUGGCGCUACUCGUCCAUCCUGUCCUUCCUGAACCCGUUCAUCGACGCCAGGGCCGCCGGCUGCAACGGCUGGGCUCUGGACCCGCAGCCCUCGCACCUGCAAGCCCACGAGAUGGGCUGCAGCACGACCACGGACACGCGCAGCGACGAGGACGGCGAGGACGGCGGCGGCUACGACGUCGACGCCACGACGACGUCCUCCGACUUCCUUCACAGGAAGCGUCCGUCCUCCGGCGGCCGGGACGCCGGCGCAUUCAAGGAGGCGAAGAUGGAGGCGGCCUGCGAGGGCGGCGCCAGGGACGACCGCGCGGCGCCGCCCGACAACAUGAAGGAGCUGUUCGAGGCGAUGAUGCAGUCGGUCACGUCGCUCGCCGCGUCCCUGGCCUCGUCGCACUCUUCCUCGCUGGCCUCGGAUCAGCCGCCGCCUCCCGGGCGGCCCGCGCCGCAGCACAACUUCCGUCGCCUGGCGGCGCCCCGCGGCCCGCCGCCGCCGCCCCGCGCCGCCUCCAGGCUGAGCCACUUGAAAACGGAGCAGCGGGAGGCCGAGGGGGCGGAGCUGCUGGAUGACCGCACCGACGGCGAGGAGGAGGAGGGAGAGGAGGAAGAGGGCGGCGCCGCGGCGGCGUCCACCAGGCCGACCCGGGCCAAGAGGAAGAGCAGCGAGACGCUGCUGGUGGAGCACCUGAGGAGGCUGGAGGCCCGGGAGGCGCAGAGGGAGCAGAGGGACGAGGCCACGCUGUUCCUCCUCAGCCUGGCGCCGGCCGUCAGGAGGCUCCCGGCCCAGAAGCAGUCGUGGGUCAGAACCCGGAUGCAGCAGCUGCUCCACGAGGCCGAGUUCGGGGCCUUUCAGUGAUCCCAGAAAAACAUUUUCCAUUUUUAUAAACACUUUGUGGACUUUUACCAGGAGUUUGUUUUCUCCAUUUUUAUGAUUUCGUAACUUCUCUUCAGUUUUCUUUGUCCUGUUUUUGAAUUAAAACAAAUUCAAUCGUGA
Messenger RNA from Pseudoliparis swirei, 1771 nucleotides. RefSeq lists its product as uncharacterized. Gene Ontology annotation, biological process: regulation of transcription by RNA polymerase II. The transcript is spliced from 3 exons. The record is from RefSeq and is a predicted model, not a curated record. Gene Ontology annotation, cellular component: nucleus; transcription regulator complex. Gene Ontology annotation, molecular function: DNA binding. NCBI's taxonomy places the organism in Eukaryota, Metazoa, Chordata, Actinopteri, Perciformes, Liparidae. The coding region runs from base 542 to 1633 and encodes 363 amino acids.